Messenger RNA from Dracunculus medinensis (Guinea worm), 2610 nucleotides. The record is from the annotation of a GenBank genome assembly. Lineage: Eukaryota; Metazoa; Nematoda; Chromadorea; Rhabditida; Dracunculidae.
AUGUUACCAGAAGAUUGCCUAAACCAUGAAUGGAUCGUUGGAUCUCGUUUUAAAGCGGCCAAUGACUUGAUUUUAAACCAACCGAAUACUGGAAAACCUUUAUCUAAAGAAAGCAUCAAAUCGUACAUACAUAAUAAACGAUUUAAAAGAGCUGCUUGGGCGCUAGUUUUCUUAUCGAAAUUCAAAAAAUAUGGUCUUAUUAGUCUAAAAGAUUUAAAGGAGGAAAGUUAUUCAAAUAAUAUUACUCGAACAAAUAACAAGAAAUCUAAUAGCUGUGUUUUUACAUCAAAAAUCUUUAAAAAUGACUCAGAAUUCUUGCAAACUUCUAUUCGCUGGUCAGUUCGUUUAUCCAAUGGAAGCACCGAGUCAGCGUUCGAAUCACUAUUAAAAGUGGAUGCUAAACUUAAAGAAUCACCUAGAAAAGUAAGAGAAAAAGAAAAAAUGAGAAAUGCGAAUUUGGUGAUGAAUGGAAGUUGUUCAAAUAUAACAAAGAAAGCAGAAAGCAGAAAGCAGAAAGAAGAAACAAAUAAAAAGUUCAACAAUACCGUUGAAGAUUUAAGCAAAAGAAAGAUCGAAAAACCAAGAAUUCAAAAAAUGAAUAAAGCAGGUACAGUAGCAAAAAUGUUAUCAUUUUUCGCUGAAAAAAUCGAAGCAAAUAAACGAUCAGAACGAAAGGCCUCACGUGCUGGUCGAACUCUUCGUGAUAUUCAUAUCUCUACACCAGGUCAAGAAAUAACAAUGUUGUUUGCCAAUGAACAUAGCAAAAAAACUAAAAACUUAGAUAAACUUGUUUCUGAAAAGGAUAUUCAAAACAGCUCAAAUAAAGAAAGGCAAAAAUGGCAAAUUAUAACGGAAGAACGAAAAAAUCCAAUUACUAAGAAAGAAAAAGAAGGAAAGAAGAAAACGGAAAAUAAGGAAAAUGAAGGAAUACUUGUCGAAGGAAAAAUAGGUGUUACUGAUAUUCUAAACAACAAAAAAGAAAGUAUCAAUUCCGAUAAGGAAGUACAUAUAAAGUCGAAAGCGACAGCAGUAGCUGAAAUAAAAGCUCGAAAAGAAGAGAAAGAAAUUUCAGAAACAAUUAUUCCCAGCAGAACCGAUAAAAUUAAUUUAAGUAGAUAUCUUGAUAAAAAUCAGAAUUCGGGAUUGAACACUGAGAAGAAUGAAAUGAUUUUAAAUGGACUUCAAACCAAUUCGCGAUUUAGUGACGAAUCUUCGAAGACUUAUAUGCCGAAGGAGUCAGUAAUACAAAUAGAAGCACGAAAUGAACAAAACAAAUUCAUUCUGAAUGAAAAUUUUGUGCAGAGAGUUUCACACAUAGAUUCAAAACGAUCGAAGGCAAAACUACCAAUUUCAUUCGAACCUUGUUCAUCAUCUCAAGGUACUAAUUUUGUAGGAAUCGAUGAAAAAGGAAAAAAUAUAGAAAUGAAAGUUAAAACUGUUGACGCAAAAAAGAAAAAUUCACUGAAAAAAUUAGCAGGUAAAACAGUUGCUGAAUCCAAUAAAUACAAUUUAUCCAUUCCAAUCAAUGGUGAAGUUCUUUUGAAUGCAUUGAAGAAAAAUGAAAUUGCGAUUGAGGUGAUCAAUGAAAAAAAUACGAUUUUUCAAUCAAGCAGUUGCGAAAAAUCUUCAGAUGGUUCGAAACUAAAGUUAAAUGAUGAAGUUAGCCGUCGAAGGAUGCAAAAACACACGGCUGUAACUACUUGCACUGGUUAUAAGCACAAUAUUAAAGAAUCAGUAGGUAUUCAGCAAGAAAUUUGCAUAAAGAAUGAAGUAAAGCCAAGAAAAUUUUGCAGCAAUAGGAUAAAGAAAUUCCCAGCUCUAAAUAAGGAUCAAUUGAAGGCUUCAAUCACAGAAGAUGGGAAAAAUUCUUCAAUAAAUGAAUUUGUUCCUAAGCCUUUAAAAUCAAAGAAAAAAGUCGCUGAAAGAACCAUGGUACAGCCUCACUUAAAUGAGAACAGCAGGCAAAAUUUAUUAAGACCAAAAGUCUCACGCGAACCAUCGCUUACUGCAUCUGAUCCAGUAACUGAUUCUAUCAACUGUAUAAAAGAAUCAGCAAAUUUGAAUAGAUUAUUGUCAAAUGCGAUUUCGACCGAUAAAAUUAUCAGUAAAACGCCGCAAAUAUGGAAUGUCUCAGUCAGAAGAUCUAUUAAUGGUGAAAACUACAUUAAUACAGUAGUAACUAUGCCAAGUGAUGCAAAACUUAAAAAAAAAACAACCAAAGAAAUGACUGACAUCGGUGGCCAAUUGUCAUAUCCUACAAAAAUCACAGCAAAAAAUGUUUUUCCACUAAUUCGGAUUAAAUCGGAAACAAAUGUGACCCCGAAAAGCUCAGAAAAUCUUAAAAAAAUUCAGGAAUCAGUCGAUGACAGCGGAAUGAAUCAAAAAAAAUCACUCAACAUACGCUGCUCAGUAGAAGACAGUGAAAUCAAGACAAAAAGUCUUGAGGCAAGUCGAUUCGACUGUUUAAAGAUGUCACUUGAAUCACGAAUUAUUGCCGCAUCAAAUGAGAGACGACUUUGCAUAAAGCAGAAUGAAAUAAAACUUCCAAUAAAUAUUUCCGAUAAUACCAAAAAAGCUUUCGUUAAGUGGAAAGAAAUGGAACAAAAAUGA